Messenger RNA from Agelaius phoeniceus (red-winged blackbird), 10830 nucleotides. The record is from RefSeq and is a predicted model, not a curated record. NCBI's taxonomy places the organism in Eukaryota, Metazoa, Chordata, Aves, Passeriformes, Icteridae.
AUGGCGGUGAGGCAGAGGCGGCAGAGGCGCGGGCCGGGCGGCGGGCGAGCGCUGCUGGCCGCGCUGCUGCUGCUGCUGCUGUGCGUGUGGUGCCGGGCGGCGGGCGAGCGGCUCCGCUACGCCAUCCCCGAGGAGCUGGGCAGAGGCUCGCUCGUGGGGCCGCUGGCGCGGGACCUGGGGCUCAGCGCGGACGAGCUGCCGGCGCGCAAGCUGCAGGUGGCGUCUGCCGGCAAGAAGCAGCUGAAAUACUUCACAGUGAAUGAGGAGAACGGGAACCUGUACGUGAACGAGAGGCUGGACCGGGAGGAGAUGUGCGGCGAGUCGGCGACCUGCUCCGUCAGCUUCGAGGUGCUGGUGCACAACCCGCUGAACGUUUUCCACGUCGAGGUAGUGAUCGAGGAUGUUAAUGACAAUUCCCCGGCCUUCAGGAAGGCUGCUCUGGAUGUCGAAAUUGGUGAAUGGACUCUUCCCGGUUCUCGGUUUCCUUUGGAGACGGCACGAGAUGCUGAUGUGGGAAGUAACUCCCAGCUGACUUACCAGCUCAGCAGCAACCCGUCCUUCUCCCUGGCCUUAAAAGAGAGCCCCGACGGAAGCACGCAGCCAGAAUUGGUGCUGGAGAGAGCGUUGGACCGGGAGAAGCAGAGCUCUUUUGAUCUCGUGUUGAUGGCGGUCGAUGGCGGGGACCCCGCGAGGUCUGGGACUGUCCAGGUUCUUAUCAACGUGACAGACGCCAACGACAACCCGCCCGUAUUUAGCAAAAGCCUCUACGAAGCGGGAGUGUCAGAGAAUUUGCCAGCGGGGUCACUGGUACUUCAGGUACAGGCGAUGGAUGCAGACGCGGGCACCAACGGGCAGGUGUCCUACUCGUUUGGCAACGUCCCUGACGCUAUCAGUACAUUGUUUGCUGUCGAUAGGGAAACUGGAGAAGUCAGGACGGCGGGUGCCCUCGAUUUCGAGGAGAAGAGCAAAUACACAUUCGGCGUGGAGGCGAGGGAUGGUGGGGGUUUGGUAUCACACUGCAAGGUGCAAAUAGACGUCAUAGACGAGAACGACAACGCACCCGAGAUCAUGAUUCUGUCACUGUCGAGCCCAGUGCCUGAAGACGCGCCAGUCGGCACAGUGGUUUCCGUUCUGAACGUGAACGACCCGGACUCCGGCGAGAACGGUGAGGUGUCGUGCUCGCUGUCGGGAGAGGCGCCGCUGUCGAUCGUGGCGUCGUCGGGCGGCUCGUACAAGGUGGUGACAUCGGGCGCGCUGGACCGCGAGCAGGCGUCGGAGCAGCGCGUGACGGUGGUGGCCCGGGACCGGGGCAGGCCGGCGCUGUGGAGCAGCAGGGAGCUGGUGCUGGAGGUGUCGGACGUGAACGACAACGCGCCGGUGUUCGAGGAGGCGGCGUACAGCGCGUACGUGGCGGAGAACAACGCGGCGGGCGCGCUGGUGCUGCGCGUGCAGGCGCGGGACGCGGACGCGGGCGCCAACGGGCGCGUGAGCUACUGGCUGGCGGGCGGCAGCGCGGGCGCGGCGGGCGCGGCGCCGCUGGUGUCGGUGGAGGCGCGGAGCGGCGCGCUGUACGCGCAGCGCUCCUUGGACUACGAGCAGUGCCGCGAGUUCACAGUGGCCGUGCGGGCGCAGGACGGCGGCUCGCCGGCGCGCAGCUCCACGGCCACGGUGCGCGUCUUCGUGCUGGACCGCAACGACAACGCGCCCAGGGUGCUCUGGCCCGCGGCGGCGGCGGCGGCGGCGGGAGAGGGUCCGGGAGGGGCGGCGGCGGCGGCGCCUUUCGAGGUGGUUCCGCGCUCGGCCGAGGCCGGCUACCUGGUGGCCAAGGUGGUGGCGGUGGACGCGGACGCGGGGCGCAACGCGUGGCUGUCCUACGAGCUGGUGCAGGCGUCGGAGCCGGCGCUGUUCCGCGUGGGGCUGCACAGCGGCGAGGUGCGCACGGCGCGCGCCGUGGGCGAGCGGGACGCGGCCAAGCAGCGGCUGGUGGCCGUGGUGAAGGACCACGGGCAGCCGGCGCUGUCGGCCACGGCCACGCUGCACGUGGUGCUGGCCGAGAGCUUGCAGGAGGCGCUGCCAGAGCUGAGCGAGCGGCCGGCGGGCGCCGAGGCGGCGGCGGCGGCGGCGGCCGAGCUGCAGUUCUACCUGGUGCUGGCGCUGGCGCUGCUCUCGGCGCUCUUGGUGCUGAGCGUGGCGCUGGCCGUGCUGGCGCGGCUGCGCCGGGCCGGGCCGCCCGCCGUGCUGCGCUGCCUGGGCGCGCAGCGCUUCUCGCUGGCCGGCGCCGCCUUCCCGGCCGACUUCUGCGAGGGCACCUUGCCCUACUCCUACAACCUGUGCGUGCCGCCGCCCGCCCGCGCCCUGCCCGAGGCCGCUUGGCCGCCGCCGCCGCCGGUGCCCAUGCUGUCGGCGGAGGAGCUUCUGGGCGGCGAUUCCUGCGCGAAGCCGAGCCUGAGCAGUACCGCCGUGACGGGACAGCCACUGGCCGAACCCGACGCACCGCAGAGAACUCCGGCCACAGAAUGCCUCUGCCUUCCUCCCGAUGGUGAUAGCCUGGAGGAUGAAAGCAGAGAUGGGCUGGAGAAAUGCGGAGGCAGGAGAUCGGCGCUGGACGAAAGGCGCCAUCUCGGUGGCGACCGUGGCCUGUAUGGAGCAAGGCAGGGCGGGCAGCGCUGGGCAGCGCUCGGUGCCUGCAGUGCCGGGAGGAGGCUGCGGGCGCCGCUGUUGACCGAGAGGAGCGAGAGGAAGCUCGGAGCGCUGCCGGCAGCCCCGCCCGCUGCGGACCCGCUCGAUCACUCGCUCGCCGGAUUUCUGGUUCGGAAGCCCGGCGAUCUGCGAUCGUCCUCACACAAGCGCGGGUACCAGAGCAGCAAGAGGCAGCGAGGAGCCGCCGCGGGCGAGAUGUGCGCGGCGGGGAGGCGCUGGGGCCGGCGGCAGCGAGCUCUGCUCUGGGCCGUGCUGCUGGCGGCGUGGGAGGCGGCGUGGGGGCAGCUGCGCUACUCGGUGCCCGAGGAGAUGCCCAAGGGCUCGUUCGUGGGCGACGUGGCCAAGGACCUGGGGCUGCAGCUGACGGAGAUCCGAGAUCGCGGCGUUCAUAUCUUGGACAAAGGUAGGACGCAGUAUUUCGCUCUUCACGGGAAGACGGGACAUUUAGUGACAGCAGAGAGGAUCGACAGAGAGCAGCUGUGCGAGCGAGUGCAGCAAUGCGUGCUGCGCUGUGAACUGAUAGUGGAGGGAGAGAUGCAGGUUUAUGGGAUCCAAGUGGAAAUCACGGACAUUAACGACAACGCCCCCAGCUUCAGAGAGGCUGAGACAGAGCUGAGAAUGAGCGAGAUGACAGCCCCCGGAUCGCGGUUUGCCCUGGCCGAGGCUCACGACCCGGACUCGGGCCGGAAUUCGCUGCAGAGCUACGAGCUGAGCGGUGACGAGCACUUCUCGCUGGCCGUGCAGGCGGACCCCGGCGGCGAUCAGCGUCCCGAGCUGGUGCUGGCCAAGGCGGUGGACCGGGAGGAGGCGGCGUUUCACGAGCUGGUGCUGAGGGCGAGCGACGGCGGCGAUCCGGCACGGACGGGCACGGCUCGGAUCCGCGUGACGGUGCUGGACGCGAACGACAACGCGCCCGUGUUCAGCCAGGCGGAGUACACGGUGCGUGUGCCCGAGGACGUGCCUGUGGGCUCUGUUCUCGUCACCGUCACGGCCACGGACGCCGACGAGGGGCCGAAUGGUCAUGUGAAAUAUUUGCUGAAGAAAAUCACAGGGAAAGCCUCGCAGAUUUUCCAGCUCGAUGCUGAGAUAGGAGCGGUCACUCUGUUAGGGAGCCUGGACUACGAGGAGGGCAAUUCCUACGAACUGGAGGUGCAGGCACAUGAUGGCGGAGCUCUUUCCGACACUGCCAAAGUUAUAGUUACCGUAACGGAUGUGAACGACAACGCCCCUGUACUCACAGUGUCGUCGGCGCUAAGCGAGAUCUCUGAGGAUGCGCCGUCAGGGACGGUGGUCGCCCUGCUCCACGUGGAGGACCAUGACUCAGGGGCCAACGGCGAGGUUCGCUGCUCACUCGAUGGGGACGCCCCGUUCCGGCUAGAGAAAUCCUAUGAAGAUUACUACCGUGUGGUGACAGCGAGAGAACUGGACAGGGAGCAGGUGUCGGAGUACAACGUGACGGUGCGAGCGGCCGACGGCGGGUCGCCGGCGCUGCAGAGCAGCGCGGUGCUGGCGCUGCGGGUGCUGGACGUGAACGACAACGCGCCGGUGUUCUUGGAGGAGCGCUACAGCGCGCGGCUGGCGGAGAACAACGCGGCGGGCGCGCUGGUGCUGACGGUGCGCGCCACGGACGCGGACUGGGGGCAGAACGCGCGCGUGCGCUACCGGCUGGCGGAGGGGCGGGUGCGGGGCGCGCCGCUGUCGUCGUACGUGUCGGUGCAGGCGGAGACGGGCGCGCUGUACGCGCUGCGCUCCUUGGACUACGAGCAGCUGCGCGAGCUGCAGCUGUGCGUGCGGGCGGAGGACGGCGGCGCGCCGGCGCUGAGCAGCAACGUGUCGGUGCGGCUGCUGAUCGUGGACGAGAACGACAACGCGCCGCAGGUGCUGUACCCGGCGCCGGCCGCAGCGGCGGGCUCGGGCGCUGCUGCGGCGUGGUCGGGCGUGGAGCUGGCGCCGCGCUGGGCCGAGGCCGGCGCGCUGGUGGCCAAGGUGGUGGCGGUGGACGCGGACGCGGGGCAGAACGCGUGGCUGUCCUACGAGCUGGCCAAGGCCACGGAGCCGGGGCUGUUCCGCGUGGGGCUGCACAGCGGCGAGGUGCGCACGGCGCGCUCGCCGCUGGCCCGCGACGCGGCGCGCCACGUGCUGCUGGUGCUGGUGCGGGACCACGGGCGGCCGGCGCUGUCGGCCACGGCCACGCUGAGCGUGGUGCUGGCCGAGAGCGUGGCCGAGCUGCUGGCCGAGCUGGGCAGCGCGGCCCACGAGGCGGCGGCGCCGGGCGAGCCGGCCGCCAGCCUGACGCCCUGGCUCGUGCUGGCCGUGGCCGCCGUCUCGUGCCUCUUCGUGGCCUUCCUGCUGCUGCUGCUGGCGCUGCGCCUGCGCCGCUGCCACCGCCAGCAGCUGCUGCCGCCGGACAGCGGCGCCUUGCGCGGCGUGCCCGUCUCGCACUUCGUGGGCAUCGACGGCGUGCGCGCCUUCCUGCAGUCCUACUCGCACGACGUGUCGCUCACGGCCGACUCGCGCAAGAGCCACCUGCGCUUCUCGGCCGCCAGCUGCUGCGACACCCUCCCGGCCCGGCCGCCGCCCGACGAGCCCGCGCCGCUGCUCGGGGACGGGGACCCGGCCGGCGCCCUCCCCUCGGACCCCGCCCCUUCCUCGUCGGGGAGAGCCCCCGGGGCCGGUGCAGGCGCUGAGCCCCGGCCAAAGCCGGGCCCCGUUGAGCGCGGGCAUGCGGCGGCUGCAGUGUCGCGGCGGCGCCUCCGGGUGUCGCUGUUGGCCGGCGCCGAGCGGCGCUGGAGCCGCCGCCGCCGCAGCGUCCUGCCCCCGCAGGCUGCUCGCUCGGCCGGCGCCGGCCACAGCGGCAGCGGCACCGCCAGCAGCAGCAGCGGCGGCGAGAGGCGGCGAGAGGCGGCGAGAGGCGGCGAGAGGCGGCGCGGCGAGCUGGAGCGGCUGGAAGGGAGGCAGGGCAGCGGCAGUCGGCAGGAGCGCGGCGAGCGCAGUGGGCAGAGAAUGGCGGUGAGGCAGAGGCGGCAGAGGCGCGGGCCGGGCGGCGGGCGAGCGCUGCUGGCCGCGCUGCUGCUGCUGCUGCUGUGCGUGUGGUGCCGGGCGGCGGGCGAGCGGCUCCGCUACGCCAUCCCCGAGGAGCUGGGCAGAGGCUCGCUCGUGGGGCCGCUGGCGCGGGACCUGGGGCUCAGCGCGGACGAGCUGCCGGCGCGCAAGCUGCAGGUGGCGUCUGCCGGCAAGAAGCAGGUGAAAUACUUCACUGUGAAUGAGGAGAACGGGAACCUGUACGUGAACGAGAGGCUGGACCGGGAGGAGAUGUGCGGCGAGUCGGCGACCUGCUCCGUCAGCUUCGAGGCGCUCGUUCAGAACCCGCUGAACAUUUUCCACGUCGAGGUGUCGAUCGAGGACGUAAAUGACAAUUCCCCGGCCUUCAGGAAGGCUGCUCUGGACCUGGAGAUUGGUGAAUGGACGCUUCCCGGUGCUCGAUUUCCCCUUGAGACGGCACGAGACCCUGACGUUGGAAGGAAUUCGCUGCUGACGUACCAUCUUACCAGCAACCCGUCCUUCUCCCUGGCCUUAAAAGAGAGCCCCGACGGAAGCAAUCAGCCAGAAUUGGUGCUUGACAGAGCUUUGGACCGGGAGAAGCAGAGUUCCUUUGAUCUGGUGCUGCUCGCGGUCGAUGGCGGGGACCCCGCGAGGUCUGGGACUGUCCAGGUUCAUAUCAAUGUGACGGAUUUAAAUGACAACCCGCCCGUAUUUAGCAAAAGCCUCUACGAAGCGCGAGUGUCAGAGAAUUUGCCAGCGGGAUCAGUGGUACUGCAGGUUCAGGCGACGGAUGCAGACGCGGGCACCAACGGGCAGGUGUCCUACUCGUUUGGCAACGUCCCUGACGCUAUCAGUGCAUUGUUUGCUGUCGAUAGGGAAACUGGGGAGGUCAAGACGGCGGGUGCCCUCGAUUUCGAGGAGAAGAGCAAAUACAUAUUCAGCGUGGAGGCGAGGGAUGGUGGGGGUUUGGUAUCACACUGCAAGGUGCAAAUAGACGUCAUAGACGAGAACGACAACGCACCCGAGAUCACGAUUCUAUCACUGUCGAGCCCAGUGCCUGAAGACGCAGCAGUCGGCACCGUGGUAGCCCUGCUGAAUGUAAACGACCCGGACUCCGGCGAGAACGGUCAGGUGUCGUGCUCGCUGUCGGGAGAGGCGCCGCUGUCGAUCGUGGCGUCGUCGGGCGGCUCGUACAAGGUGGUGACAUCGGGCGCGCUGGACCGCGAGCAGGCGUCGGAGCAGCGCGUGACGGUGGUGGCCCGGGACCGGGGCAGGCCGGCGCUGUGGAGCAGCAGGGAGCUGGUGCUGGAGGUGUCGGACGUGAACGACAACGCGCCGGUGUUCGAGGAGGCGGCGUACAGCGCGUACGUGGCGGAGAACAACGCGGCGGGCGCGCUGGUGCUGCGCGUGCAGGCGCGGGACGCGGACGCGGGCGCCAACGGGCGCGUGAGCUACUGGCUGGCGGGCGGCAGCGCGGGCGCGGCGGGCGCGGCGCCGCUGGUGUCGGUGGAGGCGCGGAGCGGCGCGCUGUACGCGCAGCGCUCCUUGGACUACGAGCAGUGCCGCGAGUUCACGGUGGCCGUGCGGGCGCAGGACGGCGGCUCGCCGGCGCGCAGCUCCACGGCCACGGUGCUCGUCUUCGUGCUGGACCGCAACGACAACGCGCCCAGGGUGCUCUGGCCCGCGGCGGGGCCGGCGGCGGCGGGAGAGGGUCCGGGAGGGGCGGCGGCGGCGGCGCCUUUCGAGGUGGUUCCGCGCUCGGCCGAGGCCGGCUACCUGGUGGCCAAGGUGGUGGCGGUGGACGCGGACGCGGGGCGCAACGCGUGGCUGUCGUACGAGCUGGUGCAGGCGUCGGAGCCGGCGCUGUUCCGCGUGGGGCUGCACAGCGGCGAGGUGCGCACGGCGCGCGCCGUGGGCGAGCGGGACGCGGCCAAGCAGCGGCUGGUGGCCGUGGUGAAGGACCACGGGCAGCCGGCGCUGUCGGCCACGGCCACGCUGCACGUGGUGCUGGCCGAGAGCUUGCAGGAGGCGCUGCCGGAGCUGAGCGAGCGGCCGGCGGGCGCCGAGGCGGCGGCGGCGGCGGCCGAGCUGCAGUUCUACCUGGUGCUGGCGCUGGCGCUGCUCUCGGCGCUCUUGGUGCUGAGCGUGGCGCUGGCCGUGCUGGCGCGGCUGCGCCGGGCCGGGCCGCCCGCCGUGCUGCGCUGCCUGGGCGCGCAGCGCUUCUCGCUGGCCGGCGCCGCCUUCCCGGCCGACUUCUGCGAGGGCACCUUGCCCUACUCCUACAACCUGUGCGUGCCGCCGCCCGCCCGCGCCCUGCCCGAGGCCGCUUGGCCGCCGCCGCCGGUGCCCAUGCUGUCGGCGGAGGAGCUUCUGGGCGGCGAUUCCUGCGACAAACCGAGCCCGAGCACUGACCUCGUCGAGGGAGAGCCGCCCGCCAAUCCCGAUGCACCACAGAAUGCCUCUGCCUUCCUCCCGAUGGUGAUAGCCUGGAGGAUGAAAGCAGAGAUGGGCUGGAGAAAUGCGGAGGCAGGAGAUCGGCGCUGGACGAAAAGCGCCAUCUCGGUGGCGACCGUGGCCUCGGGAUUGGAUCGGCGGUGCUGCGGUGCCGGCGGUUCCGCGGGCGAGAUGUGCGCGGCGGGGAGGCGCUGGGGCCGGCGGCAGCGAGCUCUGCUCUGGGCCGUGCUGCUGGCGGCGUGGGAGGCGGCGUGGGGGCAGCUGCGCUACUCGGUGCCCGAGGAGAUGCCCAAGGGCUCGUUCGUGGGCGACGUGGCCAAGGACCUGGGGCUGCAGCUGAAGGAGAUCAGCGACCGGGCCGUCCGCAUUGUCUCGGAAGGUAGCACGCAGUAUUUCGCUCUGCACGGGAAGACGGGACAUUUAGUGACGGCGGAGAGGAUCGACAGAGAGCAGCUGUGCGAGCGUGUGCAGCAAUGCGUGCUGCGCUGUGAGCUGAUAGUGGAGGGACAGAUGCAGGUUUACAGAAUCGAAGUGGAAAUCACUGAUAUUAACGACAACGCUCCAAGCUUCAAGGAAAGUGAAGUUGAGGAGAGGAUUAGCGAGACGACAGCUCCAGGGUCUCGGUUUCCCCUCGCAAGGGCUCACGAUCCAGAUUCUGGCCGGAAUUCGCUGCAGAGCUACGAGCUGAGCGGUGACGAGCACUUCUCGCUGGCCGUGCAGGCGGGCCCCGGCGGCGAUCAGCGUCCCGAGCUGGUGCUGGCCAAGGCGGUGGACCGGGAGGAGGCGGCGUUUCACGAGCUGGUGCUGAGGGCGAGCGACGGCGGCGAUCCGGCACGGACGGGCACGGCUCGGAUCCGCGUGACCGUGGUGGACGCGAACGACAACGCGCCCGUGUUCAGCCAGGCGGAGUACACGGUGCGUGUGCCCGAGGACGUGCCCGUGGGCUCUGUCCUCGUCACUGUCACGGCCACGGACGCCGACGAAGGUCUGUACGGGGAAAUUGAAUACUCGUUGAAGAAAGAGGCAGACACGGCUGUUUUCCAUCUUGACUCUGAGAGUGGAGCUAUCACUCUGUUGCAGAGCCUGGACUUCGAGGAAGACGACUCCUACGAACUGGAGUUGCAAGCACGGGACGGAGGACAGCUUUUAGACACUGCCAAAGUCGCGAUCAGUGUCACUGACAUAAACGAUAACGCACCCGAGAUUUCUGUGCGGUCAGCGCUACGUGAGAUUUCCGAGGACGCUCCUUCGGGGACAGUGGUAGCUCUGCUGCACGUGCAGGACCGGGACUCGGGGGUGAACGGCGAGGUGCGCUGCUCUGUCGACAAGGACGUCCCGUUCCGGCUGGAGAAGUCUUUUGAGGAUUACUACCGUGUGGUGACGGCGAGAGAGCUGGACCGGGAGCAGGUGUCGGAGUACAACGUGACGGUGCGGGCGGCCGACGGCGGGUCGCCGGCGCUGCAGAGCAGCGCGGUGCUGGCGCUGCGGGUGCUGGACGUGAACGACAACGCGCCGGUGUUCUUGGAGGAGCGCUACAGCGCGCGGCUGGCGGAGAACAACGCGGCGGGCGCGCUGGUGCUGACGGUGCGCGCCACGGACGCGGACUGGGGGCAGAACGCGCGCGUGCGCUACCGGCUGGCGGAGGGGCGGGUGCGGGGCGCGCCGCUGUCGUCGUACGUGUCGGUGCAGGCGGAGACGGGCGCGCUGUACGCGCUGCGCUCCUUGGACUACGAGCAGCUGCGCGAGCUGCAGCUGUGCGUGCGGGCGGAGGACGGCGGCGCGCCGGCGCUGAGCAGCAACGUGUCGGUGCGGCUGCUGAUCGUGGACGAGAACGACAACGCGCCGCAGGUGCUGUACCCGGCGCCGGCCGCAGCGGCGGGCUCGGGCGCUGCUGCGGCGUGGUCGGGCGUGGAGCUGGCGCCGCGCUGGGCCGAGGCCGGCGCGCUGGUGGCCAAGGUGGUGGCGGUGGACGCGGACGCGGGGCAGAACGCGUGGCUGUCCUACGAGCUGGCCAAGGCCACGGAGCCGGGGCUGUUCCGCGUGGGGCUGCACAGCGGCGAGGUGCGCACGGCGCGCUCGCCGCUGGCCCGCGACGCGGCGCGCCACGUGCUGCUGGUGCUGGUGCGGGACCACGGGCGGCCGGCGCUGUCGGCCACGGCCACGCUGAGCGUGGUGCUGGCCGAGAGCGUGGCCGAGCUGCUGGCCGAGCUGGGCAGCGCGGCCCACGAGGCGGCGGCGCCGGGCGAGCCGGCCGCCAGCCUGACGCGCUGGCUCGUGCUGGCCGUGGCCGCCGUCUCGUGCCUCUUCGUGGCCUUCCUGCUGCUGCUGCUGGCGCUGCGCCUGCGCCGCUGCCACCGCCAGCAGCUGCUGCCGCCGGACAGCGGCGCCUUGCGCGGCGUGCCCGUCUCGCACUUCGUGGGCAUCGACGGCGUGCGCGCCUUCCUGCAGUCCUACUCGCACGACGUGUCGCUCACGGCCGACUCGCGCAAGAGCCACCUGCGCUUCUCGGCCGCCAGCUGCUGCGACACCCUCCCGGCCCGGCCGCCGCCCGACGAGCCCGCGCCGCUGCUCGGGGACGGGGACCCGGCCGGCGCCCUCCCCUCGGACUCCGCCCCUUCCUCGGUAUAUGGGUGA